Messenger RNA from Ilex paraguariensis (yerba mate), 807 nucleotides. NCBI's taxonomy places the organism in Eukaryota, Viridiplantae, Streptophyta, Magnoliopsida, Aquifoliales, Aquifoliaceae. The record is from the annotation of a GenBank genome assembly.
AUGGCAGCCAUGGCAAGGCUUCUGGAAGCGGGAAGUGUUUCUCAAACCAUUGCAGAUGGAGUUGGCCACCCGAAAUUAGCUGCGCAAUAUAUUCUCAGAGAAUUAAGAGAGGCAGAUGAAGCAAAUCUUGUUGAUGAAGAAGAUAUGCAUGUAUUUGAUUUGAGGCCUAUGACAGAUCCUUUGCAUUUGGUGCGUUGCAAUGCUUGUAAGAGGCCAGUGAGGGCUAGCCAAUAUGCAGCUCAUGCAGAGAUUUGCAAGUCACUUAGUUUUUCAGAAGAACUUAUGUCAGAGCUUGAUGGUGGUAGAAAGAAAAAGAAACCUCCACGAAAGGAGAAGAAAAAGUCAUUAACUGCUUGUGCUGUACGGGAACAAGAAAGGCCUGUAUCAUUAAAUGCCAAUGACAGUGCUGCAUCAAAAUUCCAUUUGGAUGAGCAAAUUCAAGCAACAUCUUCCUUUGGCUUGGAUGCAAAAUGCAGAGAAUACUGCAAAGGAUCAAGUGCACAAAAUGAAAAGCCUUGUGGUCAUGAUGUUGGGUAUCAAGUUCAAAUACCUAGGCAAGUCCAUGGGUGUUGCUUACCUGCCGAAGCCAUAAAAUCAGAUAUUCCAGUUCCCCUUGCCACCAAAGUGUUCUAUUCUCAAAGUAAUCUUCGUCUGCGGUCUGCACUUAGUCAUCUUUAUUACGAGGCAUCAGCCAAGGAACAUUGCAGCGACUUGCUAAAGGGAAAUGCAAUGCCUUCAUGGAGUUCAACUCCUAACAACUUUUCCCAUGAGCAAAAUGAUGACCAGCAGGAAAAGAGGAUGUUUUAA